AUGGAUAUGAUAGAUGUGGAUGCUCUAAGUAGCAAAACUGGAAACUAUGAAAAAUUGAACUGCAUGCAAGCGGGAAGACAUAACAAAAACCAACUCAAUUGGGUUAGAUGUAAAACUGAUGCUAGCUUGGUGAUCAAUGAAAUCUUGGGAUUAAGUGUGAUCUUCACUAAAAAGGACAACCACAUAAUCAACACGGCUACCAGAAGAAUGAAGGGACCAAAUCAACCUCUGGAAGCGGAAGCUAUGGAAAUUUGCAUGGCCAUGGAGAGUGCAAUAUCCAAAGAUUACAGAAAGGUGGUGUUCGGAUCAAAUAAUUCUAGUAUCAUUGAGAUGAUGCAAGGCAUGUAUGGUGGCAAUACCCAGAUCUAA
Messenger RNA from Vicia faba (fava bean), 369 nucleotides. The record is from the annotation of a GenBank genome assembly. Lineage: Eukaryota; Viridiplantae; Streptophyta; Magnoliopsida; Fabales; Fabaceae.